AUGUCCAAGGUGCAGUCUCCAAUACUCACGCCGCAAGUGACGCCAUCCGUCACGGACUACGUUAGCACCAAGCUCUGGGACGAGCGGCCCGUGCGGUAUGCCGCCAACGUGCUCAAGCACGUGUGCAUCUUCUUGCUGAUCCUCACGGCGUGCGAGGAAGUCACGAGCUUCGCCAUCGGCCAGUCGCUCAAGAACUUCUUCCAGAAACUGGGCUGGUCCAACAAGGGCUCGACCUCCAUGAAGCUCACGUACGACUCCUUCAGCCAGUUCAUGUGCAUCGUCGCCGGGUACAUCGCCGACGAGCGGCUGGGUAAGUUCAAGACGCUGCUGUCGGCCGCCACGCUCGACUCGUUCGGUCUGCUCUUCCUCGUGAUCGCCGCCCUCCCGGUGAUCGUCAACAAUCACCUCGGAGUGAGCAAGGCCAUCUUCAACGUCGGUCUGUUCCUGGGCGUUGCAGUCUCGCAGAUCUGUCUGCGGUCGCUCGUGAUCUCGUACGGCGGUGACCAGUUCUCGCCGACUGCUCCGCCCUCGGAGAAGGCCCUUUUCUUCAGCAUCCAGUACUGGGUGGCCAACAUCGGCGCCUUCAUCGGCUACGCAGUGUUCCCGUCCGUGUCGAUCCACGGCUUCGGCGCCAUCCCGGCCGACUACGGCUACGUGUCCGUGUACCUGGUGGGCUUCGUGAUGCUCGUCAUCUUCGUGGCUCUGCUCUGGUUCACGCGCAAGCGGUACGUCAACGUGCCCCCUACCAAGCAGUCGGUCGCUCUCGUGAUCAAGAUCGUGCUCCACCACGCCAAGAAGAACUUCAGCGCGCAGAUGGUGGUGCUCGGCACGAUCCUGUACAUCGCGGCCUUCCUGCUCAACAUCCUGGCUUCGAUCUUGUCGGACCACGGCGAGGUGGGGCACAACAUCUCGUACGCCUGUGGCGUGAUGAUCGUCAUCGCGACAGUUCUUUGGGUGAUCCGCAUUCUACCGUUCAACGCCUUCAACGUCUUCUGGUGGGUCUGCCAGAACCAGCGAGGCAACAACCAGUCGAUCGUCCAGCAGACCGACGCCCGCCUUGGAAGCGACCCCUUCUCCAGCCAGAUUCCAGGCCCUACCGUUCAGAUGUUCAACCCCAUUGGCGUCCUGAUCUUCGUCCCCUUGAUGGAGAAGGUAGUAUACCCACUCUACGAGAAGCACACGGGGAAGCCCGCGAGUCGCUACGGUAAAGUGCUGGCUGGCUACAUCGUCGCGGUCAUCGCCAUGGUCUGGACGGGGUGCUACGAGAUCAUCCGACGCAGCACUUCGCCCCUCACUUAUGUCGACUCGGACGGUGUGACUCAGUUCAUUCUGAACGACGACGGGGGUCAGGUGAUGAACGACAUUCCCUGGUGGACGGCCCUCCCGCAGUACUUCCUCGUCGCGCUGGCUGGUGUGAUGAUUGCCAUCCCGUCGUACGACAUCAACUACUCGGAGGUGCCGCAGAGCAUGAGGAGCACGUCGAUUGCCCUUGGGUUCUUCGUCAACUCCAUGGGUAGUACGCUGCUCUCCAUCAUCGUGCUGCUCUUCGGUAAGUACAUCCCGGCCAACCUCAACAAUGGGCACAUCGAGUACAUGUUCUUCACGCUGGCGGCCAUCAUGGUGGUCAAUAUCUUCUUCUACGUCGUCGUCAUGAACAAGAUGCAACUGGGCAUGAUCCCCCGCGUGAAGAAAGCAGGCGAGAAGGAGUCGGAUGAGGCAGGGGAUGUGUAA
Messenger RNA from Phytophthora sojae, 1731 nucleotides. RefSeq lists its product as hypothetical. The transcript has 2 exons. Gene Ontology annotation, cellular component: membrane. Gene Ontology annotation, molecular function: transmembrane transporter activity. Bases 1 to 1731 code for a protein of 576 amino acids. The record is from RefSeq and is a predicted model, not a curated record. NCBI's taxonomy places the organism in Eukaryota, Oomycota, Peronosporomycetes, Peronosporales, Peronosporaceae. Gene Ontology annotation, biological process: transmembrane transport.